This is a messenger RNA of Meloidogyne enterolobii, 2353 nucleotides long. The record is from the annotation of a GenBank genome assembly. Lineage: Eukaryota; Metazoa; Nematoda; Chromadorea; Rhabditida; Meloidogynidae.
AAUGACGCGGGUAUUCUCAAUAACUACUAUAUUUGUAUAUUUUCUUGUCUUUCAUUGGAGCUUUAUUUCAAAAACAGUUUCUAACAAAGAAGGAAAACAAGAUUUUCCGACAAAACUUUGUGGUGAUCCAAAAUGUGAAGUAACACUCUUCUCUUCAAAAUUUAUACGAGACUAUUCUCCCGCUGAGGGCGUAAUGAUGUUAACUGCAAAAGAGAAGGAUGAAGUUAAUGUUGUGGCUAUCAAAUUCUCAAAUAGGCCAGACUUUUUUGAGGCUAAGAAAGGAGAAGCGCGUGGUUUAAUUUAUAAGCAACAUAUUGAUGGCACACCUUUCAUACAAUUCUUGGAAAACGCACUAAAAAAUAAUUUGACACUUUUUGUUGUUGAACAGGAUACUAAAAAAUUUAUACGGGAAAUAAACGCUUUUCCUGAAUUAAUUAAAGAUUACACUGUUUAUGUAAAAGAGAUUAAAGAUUAUCAAGUUGAUAAGGAUCUAUUCGAGAAAGUUGCGUUGCUUGAUGGUGGAACAACACAAGAAAGAGCUAAAGAAAAAGUUAUUGCGAGUUCAGAAAGCACUGAGAAUCCAAAUAAAUUGAAUACAUUGGAUGGAGAAAAUCAAAAAUUAAAUGAAAAUGUAGAGAAGAAAAAUAAUGUUGAAGAAUCCAGAAAGGAUGACAAUAAAAACCCUUCUGUUCCUUUAGAAGUUUCUAAUCAAAAUUUAAAAAGUAAUGAAGAAAUAAAUAAAAAUCAACAAGAGCAAGCAAAUUUAAAUGAAAAUCAACCAUCAACAUCAGUAGAAAAUCAGGCGAAAAUAAAUGAGAAUCAAAUUGAUGAGACAAAAGGAAAAAAGGAAAAAAUUGAUGCGAAUAUUGUGACGGCUUUGAAUGAUUCUGAACCUGUUAAAUCUGAAGGAGCUAAAGAGGGGGAUGUCAAUACACAACAACAAUUGGUGAAUGAAAAGAAAAUUGAAAAUGAGAAUGUUGAACAAAAUUCGGAUGAAACACAAAAUUUGGAAGAAAAUCAAAAAUUAAAAGUUGAUGAGAAUAAAGAAGUCAAUGAUCAAGAAAAGAAUGAAAAGACAUAUAAACAAGUUAAUGCGCAACCACAAAUUCAAGUACCAACUACAGUCCAACCGCCAUUUUCAAGCGAACAACCUUCAGAACAUUCGCAACAACAACCUUUUUUAAAUUCAUCAGUUUCUAUAGACCCUCCCCUACCUCAACCUUCUAUUUCACCUGUAUCUGACCCUAUUGCCUCUCCGGAAGUAUUAAUCAUGCAGAAAGAUCAGACGAAAGAUGCUGGAGUUGAAGCGACAAAUAUGUCACCACCACCAGUUGUUCAAAAUCAAUCUAUGAAUCGGGCAGCUAAUGAAGAAAAAUCUGCGGAGUCAACUAAUAUUUUGAAUGUUAAGAAAGGAGAGGAUGAAAAGCCACAAAUUAAUGAUGUUAAAGGAAAGGAUGAAGAGCUACCCGUUUUAAAGAAAGGUGGAUUGGAACAACAAAAUAUGUCAGAAGAUCCAAAACCUUCUUUACGUGAAGAGACGGAUCCAUCAAAACAACCGGAAGUGCCUGAUAAGAAGAUUGAGCAGCCAAUGGAAAAUAGUCCUAAAAUUGAUGAUCAACAAAAAAGUACGGAACUUCCUCCACCAUCACCCCCUCCAUCACCUCUUGUUCCAAAUAUUCCUAUGGAUGAAAAGGCAAAUGGAAUUGACAACAUUAAAAUUAAAAUGAAGGAAGAUACUUCUGCUCAAAUAAAAAAUAAUAUAGAAAAUGUUAAUCAACAAUAUUCUCCUCCUCCACUACCACCACCUCCAUAUUCACCCCCUCCAUCACCUCCUGUUCCGAAUAUUCCUAAACCUCCGAUUGAGGUCGUACAACCAAACAUUGAGUUAAAUAAUAAUCCUCCUAUGGAUGAGAAACAACAGCAAGCAGCUACUCCUACUUCCGGCGAUCACAGCAACAUUGGAGAUUCAAAAGAGGAAAGCAGCAAAGAAAAUACUCCUAAAACAGAUAUAGGACAACAACAACAAACUGAUCCUAAAGCAGAUAUGGGACAACAACAAAACGAUCCCAUUAAAGAUAUGCAAGAGCAAAAAACUUUCCCAGAAGAUAAGUCUGAUUAUUGCUACAAAGACGAUUGUAAAAAAUUGGACAAUAUUCCUUCUGACACAGAAAAAUCUCCUUUUGAUUCAAAAAUUCGCAAAAUGUUUAGAGAAACGAUGGCUUCAAUUAAAGGACUUUUGCCUGAACCUUUAUGUUAUUUUGAAGAUACUGGAUUGAUAAUUAUUGCUUUUGUGUUGAUAUCUAUUCUUUUGCAUCUUACAAAUAUGUUGUUUUCUAAAAGUGUUGGUAAGUGA